This is a messenger RNA of Balaenoptera musculus (blue whale), 1620 nucleotides long. It is a transcript of the gene ASMTL, whose product is annotated as acetylserotonin O-methyltransferase like. NCBI's taxonomy places the organism in Eukaryota, Metazoa, Chordata, Mammalia, Artiodactyla, Balaenopteridae. The coding region runs from base 1 to 1527 and encodes 508 amino acids. The transcript has 11 exons. The record is from RefSeq and is a predicted model, not a curated record. Gene Ontology annotation, molecular function: nucleoside triphosphate diphosphatase activity; O-methyltransferase activity.
AUGUGGAUGGACCCCAUGCUGUCAAGGCUGAACGGGAAGGAGCACAGUGUGUUCACGGGCGUGGCCAUCGUCCACUGCUGCAGCAAAGACGGCCGGCUGGACACGGAGGUCUCGGAGUUCUACGAGGAGACCACGGUGACGUUCUCGGAGCUGUCGGAGGAGCUGCUGUGGGAGUACAUCAACAGCGGGGAGCCCAUGGACAAGGCUGGCGGCUACGGGAUCCAGGCGCUGGGCGGGAUGCUGGUGGAGAACGUGCACGGGGACUUCCUCAACGUCGUGGGCUUCCCCCUGAACCACUUCUGCAAGGAGCUGGCACGCCUGUACUACCCGCCCCGCCCCGAGGGCCUGCGGCGGGUCAAGCGCGACUCCAUCCCCGCCGUCGACACCUUCGAGAAUCUCAGUGACACGGAGGGAGGUGGCUCGGACCCAGGUCCGAGCGCCGAGGGCGGCCGUGGUGGCGAGGAGGCGGACGGAGACCGGUCACAGGCUCCCGGAGCGCUGGACGCAGCCCUUAACGGGGCGGACAGCCGGCCCCCGUUCCCCACGGGCCUCCUGGAGCUGAUGGACGGCUUCAAAGCAUCCAAGGUCCUGUUCACGGCUUGCAAGCUCAAACUGUUUGAUGUGUUGAAAGACCAAGGCCCCCUGAAGGCCGUGGAUGUCGCCCGCAAACUCGACGCCUGCGCGGGCGGGACCGAGCAGCUGCUGGAUGUCUGCGCGGCCCUGGGGUUACUGGAGAAGACGCACAGAGGUUACAGCAACACGGCGGUGGCGACCCUGCACCUGGUGUCAGACGGCGAACACUCUCUCCUGGGCCUGGCCGAGUACAAUGACGCCCACGUCUGGGGCGUCUUCACACGCCUGGGCCUGGCCGUGCGGGAGGGGGCGGGCCAGGCCCGCGGGGCUCUGGGGGUGACGGAGGAGGAGGAGCACCUGUCCCAGAGCAGGGAGAUGACGCUGCAGUUCAUGAGGGCCAUGCACAGCCUCAGCAAGCUGACCACCCACCACGUGGCCACGGCCUUCGACCUGUCCCGAUUCACCUCUGCCUGCGACCUGGGAGGCUGCACGGGCAUCCUGGCCCGCGAGCUCGCCCGGGAGUACCCGCAUCUGCAGGUGACUGUGUUUGACCUCCCAGAGGUCAUUGAGCUCUCUGGGGGCUUUCAGCGUGGCAGACGACAGACAGAGCGGAUCCGCUUUGUGCCAGGUGACUUUUUCAAAGACAACCUCCCGGAAGCAGAUCUGUACGUUCUUUCCAGAAUUCUGCAGGACUGGCCGGAUGACAGACUCCACAAGUUACUGAGCCGGAUCUCGAGCAGCUGCAAACCAGGCGGUGGCCUCCUGGUGGCGGAAGCGGCGGCGGAGGAGGAGGGGGCGUCGCGGAGCCCCCGGCUGCGGACCCUGAGCGCCGGGCAGCCCCGGAGCCCCGACGAGCACCGCCGCCUCCUGCAGCGACACGGCUUCCGGGACGUGCGGGUGGCGCGCGCGGGGGACCUGCUGCGCGUGGUCCUGGGCACCCGAGCUGCGCCCUGAGGGUCACCGGGAACCCGGCGGGGCCCAGCGCCCGGCAGUGAAGGGUUCCUGGAGAGCAGGUGUCACCGGACAGAUUAAAGGAGGCGGAAAGCA